This is a messenger RNA of Gilbertella persicaria, 1283 nucleotides long. Its product is annotated as S-adenosyl-L-methionine-dependent methyltransferase. The coding region runs from base 1 to 1050 and encodes 349 amino acids. Gene Ontology annotation, cellular component: mitochondrion. Gene Ontology annotation, molecular function: protein-arginine omega-N symmetric methyltransferase activity. The record is from RefSeq and is a predicted model, not a curated record. The transcript is spliced from 8 exons. Gene Ontology annotation, biological process: mitochondrial respiratory chain complex I assembly. Lineage: Eukaryota; Fungi; Mucoromycota; Mucoromycetes; Mucorales; Choanephoraceae.
AUGAGACAAGUCUUGGUCAACCCUUUGAGUGGAUACUAUAUGCUUGGUGAUGUAUUUGGACAAAAGGGCGACUUUAUCACUUCACCUGAAAUAAGUCAAGUUUUUGGCGAAUUAUGUGGUCUUUGGUAUUUGACUGAAUGGAUGCGCUUAGGUCAACCAGAAAAGAUACAAAUCAUUGAAUUUGGUCCUGGUCGAGGCACACUUAUGAGUGAUAUGCUGAGGACAUUGUCCCAAUUCCCUCAAUUCUAUAAGACACUGACAGAUGUUCACUUAGUUGAAGCUAGUCCUGGUCUUCGAAAGAUGCAAAGAGCAGCUCUUGUUAAGGGAUCAGAAGAAAAAGAUGUAGUUCGUAUUGAAGGCAGUCAAUUCGAGGCACCUGUUGAAUCUAUUUCGAGACAAGACGGCAUCAAAGUAUCUUGGCAUGACGGCAUUGAGGUUGUUCCAGAUCAAUGGUCAUUCGUUAUGGCACAUGAAUUCUUUGAUGCUUUACCUAUUCACAGUUUUGAGAAAACUGAAUCAGAAUGGAGAGAACUCAUGGUUGAUAUUGAUGAUACAGAAGAAAGUUACAGUGUUAUGGAUAAGAUUACCAAGUUCCUGGACCGAAAUGGUGGUAGUGGUUUAGCUAUUGAUUAUGGACAAGACUAUAUUCAAGGUGAUACUUUGAGAGCUAUCAAGAAUCACAAAAUCAUCCACCCGAUGUCUGAUCCUGGCACGGCUGAUUUAAGUGCAGAUGUCGAUUUCUCUUUCUUAAAGAAGGCAAUUUCACAAGGAUCAGAUGUUACUGCUUAUGGCCCAGUUACACAAAAAGAUUUUCUGGUAUCUUUAGGUAUUCAAGCUAGAGUAGAACAGCUGUUUAGAAGUCAAAAGACAUCGGCCGGUAAAAAGGCAUUAUUGGAUGGAGCCGAAAGAUUAGUCAGCCCCGAAGCAAUGGGUAGAAUCUACAAAGUCUUGGCUUUUGCUAAAGACAAUAAUGCUUCGGUCCAAUCUGAGCCAGUAGGAUUUGAGGGGAAAAAUGAAGCAACAGCUGUCAAUGAUACAGAUAAACAUUAAAACCAAUCGAAAAUAGAUGGAGUUACCUAAACGAGUGUAUAUCGCCAUAUUAAGGAUUUGUACUUCACAAUAAUCAGAAUAUUUUUUUGAUUUUGUUUUACUUUUAUGGAAACACUUUCAUGCAUCCCCUAUUUUUAACCCAUAAUUGGUGACAAGGAUUUUUCAACUAAGUCACGAGCUAUUUUUUGAUGUUACAAGAACUGUAUCCUAGAUAACGACAGCUUAUGAGAAGU